ACAUUUCGAACCUAUAUAGUAUAUCCUUCUUUAAUACUUUAUCUUAGUCAAAUUAUUAAAUUCCCAAAAAAUUGAAUCAAAAUCGCAUAAACUCUUAGAUUUUAAACUCAAUUGUUUCCCUCGAAUAUUCUCUACAAAAUUUUAAUUAUUCUUAUCAUCUAUAUAUAAUCAAACUCUCACAGUUACUUUUACAAACAAAAAAACCAUAACUCGAAUUUAUAACUCUUUGAAUCAGUUACAGUUGCUGAGAUGAAUUUUGCUAGAAAGAAACGAGUCACCGAUCCGUUCGACGAAGAAGCCAAAGCUCGACUUGUUGGCGGUAAUUUCCGGCAACUGAGUGGCAUUAGCAGCGGAAGCGAGCAUUCCGGUGACGGAGAAUUCACUUCUUCACCGUCUCUGUCUGAGCUUGUGCAUGAUUUCCUCGAGGAGGAUAAUGAAAACGAGUAUGACUCAACGGAAAACGAUUUCGACUCAGAGCGGGUUGACUCGGUUUCGGAAUGCUUGGACUCGGUGGAGGAUCUGCUAAAAUUAAGAGGUGAAAAUGCUGAUGCUGACUCUUACCUGAACAUGCUUCGCGUGCAUGUUUCUGAAGCUUCGGUUAAGUUUGCAUUUCUGAAGGAAGGAAGCUUUUCCGUUUUCAAUCGAAAUGUGAUGUCGUUUUUGCAUGAGAAGGGGUACAAUGCUGCGAUUUGUAAGACGCGGUGGGAAUCCUCCGGCGGAUUAACUGCCGGCAGCCACGAGUUUAUCGACGUGGUGCGAUCUGGAUCGUCCACGUUGCCGACUAGGUACUUCGUUGAGCUCGAUUUCGCCGGACAGUUUGAAAUUGCGCGGCCGACGAGUCGUUACACAGAGAUUAUGAGUUACGUUCCUGGAAUUUUCGUUGGAACAUCGGAGGAGCUUAAACGCACCGUUUUGUCGCUGUGUGGUGCUGUAAAACUGUGUUUAAGGAGUAGAGGGUUAUCGAUACCUCCUUGGAGAAAGAACCGGUACAUGCAAAAUAAGUGGUUUGGACCGUAUCGUAGAACUACGAACCCGGUUCAGGGGAAUCCGGCUCCAGGUGUUGUUUCUUCUUUCAGUGGUGCUAAAUGUAGGUUAGUUGGAUUCAACGACGCCGUUUUGGAGACUAGACGCAGCGUUUCAUUUGUCCGGACAAGAUAACUGAUUGCGAAGUUUUGAAUUUUGAUAAAUAUAUUUAUAUUUUAAUUUAAUUUUAUAAUACAGUAGUUUUGGAUUGAAUUGGAUUGAGGCGAGUCAGAUACACUGUUAGUUACAUUAUUAAAUUGAGGGGAAGUUGAAUGAAAAUGAUGGAACUUAUAAAGUUGAUUUUUAUGUAGCAAA
Molecule: messenger RNA, 1338 nt
Organism: Lathyrus oleraceus (garden pea)
Lineage: Eukaryota; Viridiplantae; Streptophyta; Magnoliopsida; Fabales; Fabaceae
Exons: 1
Coding region: 250-1158 (302 amino acids)
Source: RefSeq, a predicted model, not a curated record